Phoenix dactylifera (date palm) is the source of this 1185-nucleotide messenger RNA. RefSeq lists its product as uncharacterized. Lineage: Eukaryota; Viridiplantae; Streptophyta; Magnoliopsida; Arecales; Arecaceae. The record is from RefSeq and is a predicted model, not a curated record.
GAUCAGCGACGUUAAGCCGUCAAAACUGCGCCGGAUUCACUCGACUACUGCGCUUCUAAUUUAACGUCCUCGAAAAUGAUGGGCUCUGCUUCUCUGUACCUAUCGACGAAGGUCGCUCGAGUCCUCGGAGCCGUCCCGGGCCGAAGCCUUCGAAGCCUCCCGAAACCCCGCGGUCUGGAGAGCUAUCGAUCCCUCAGAAACCUAAGGACGCCUCCGAUCGCCGCCGGGAUGGAAGACGAGGCCGGUCGAAAGCCGGCUCCUCCGGCCUUGGCCGCCUUCGCCGGAGUGACUAGGUCUAGGGUUUCGACCUCCGCGGGUGGAGGGCCGGGAGCGGGUGAUUGGUUCGAGCUUUCUCCGUCGAGUGUCCUCAAGCUCCAGAAAGGGGACAUCACCAAGUGGUUCGUGGACGGAUCGACUGACGCGAUCGUAAAUGCAGCUAAUGAACGAAUGCUUGGAGGUGGUGGUGUUGAUGGAGCCAUACAUAGAGCUGCUGGUCCAGAACUUCGAGAGGCAUGUUCAAAAGUUCCAGAGGUCCGACCUGGAGUUCGCUGCCCCACUGGAGAAGCUAGGAUUACUCCAGCUUUUCAGUUGCCUGUGUCUCAUGUAAUACACACUGUUGGCCCCAUUUAUGAUGUUGAUAAGCAGCCUGAUGUUUCCUUGGGGAAUGCAUAUAGAAACAGCUUGAGGCUUGCUAAAGAGAACAAUAUUCAGUAUAUUGCUUUUCCAGCCAUAUCAUGCGGUGUUUAUGGAUAUCCUUACAAGGAAGCUUCCAGAAUAGCUAUAUCUAAAGCAAAAGAGUUUUCAGAUGACUUUAAGGAGGUAUGUUUUGUUUUAUUUUCAGAUGAUCUUUACAGGGUUUGGCUUGAGAGUGCUCUGGAGCUACUUUAGGAGUUUUGGUGCAACGGCCACUUCUCCAUGACGUUUCUCCCACCUGUAAACCUUCAAGGUUUAAGAUCUAAAGCAGCAGUAAAUUGAGGUUAAGCCAUGAGUACCAAUAUGAUCUGUUUAUCUGUCUUCUUCCUCUCUUUUUUUUUUUCUUUCCAAAAAACUGUUGUCUUUCUAUUUGACUAUAUAGUACACCAAGUCCUGUACAAAUUGAAAUAAAAGCCGCCGGGCAUGGACAAGAAUUUGGAAGAUAAUUUUGUUUUAUAUAUAUUUGCUGGGAGCAUGACACCAGCUGCUCGA